GCGCAGCUGAGAAGUAAGACCAUUUCUCUUCUGUUUCACCUGCUGUCGAGCUGUGCCGGGAGGAGGUGCAAGGGAAGGAGGGCAGCCUCGGAGCACCAGCCUCCAUGUACUCAGAGAUCCAGAGGGAGCGGGCAGACAUCGGGGGCCUGAUGGCUCGGCCAGAGUACAGAGAGUGGAACCCAGAGCUCAUCAAGCCCAAGAAGCUGCCGAACCCCGUGAAGGCCUCCCGGAGCCACCAGGAGCUGCACCGAGAGCUGCUCAUGAACCACAGGAGGGGCCUGGGCAUCGACAGCAAGCCGGAGCUUCAGCGUGUCCUGGAGCACCGCCGGCGGAACCAGCUCAUCAAGAAGAAGAAAGAGGAGAUGGAGGCCAAGCGACUGCAGUGCCCCUUCGAGCAGGAGCUGCUGAGACGGCAGCAGAGGCUGAACCAGCUGGAAAAACCACCAGAAAAGGAAGAGGACCAUGCCCCCGAAUUUAUUAAAGUCAGAGAAAACCUGCGGAGAAUCGCCACGCUGACGAGUGAAGAGAGGGCCCUGUAGGGCUAGCUGCUGAAGCCCCAGCCCCCCGCAGCCCACCCCGGCCCCCACCCCCUCCUCCAGCCCUUCUGUAUCUGGUAGUCCUGGGCCCCAGGCCUUGGGACAUCUGUGAUGCUUACGCUUGCUCCUGUAAAAAUGCAUCGCCCCUGGGGGUCUGCCCCCCUCCAGGAGCUGGGGGCCCUAAGCUCCCAGGCUUUCCUUCUGAGCACUCACCUCUCUGCUCCCAAAAGAAGCCACUGCCAGGAAAACCUUCAGCAAGACACCUCUCCCUGAAGGGGCUUCUGAGCCCCGCAGAAAUUUUUCUGGCAGAAUUGGGUAGGAGGGACAGGUGCCUCUCUGGCCUGACAAGCCCCCCAUUCUGCCCAGGCCCCGUGGGGCCCUGCUUCUCCGGACCGCCCAGCUCCCAGGUCUCAGAAAACUUUCCUGCAGCCAGGUGUGGGGCGGCUAAGCAGAGCAUCUGGGGACACCUGCCUUGAAAGCCAGCCGCGGGGAGAAGGGUUCACGUGCAGCCGUCCCUGGUGAGGAAGGGCAGGGCAGCCUGCAGGCGGCCUCGGGGCUCCCGUCAGGCUGGGCUGGAAGGGUACAAACGAGACAGCUUCUCUGAGUCGGCCAGCCUUUCCCCUACACCGAGACUUCUAUUUCCUCCUCUCCACAGCCCUCCCUGUCCCGGCCUUGUAACCACACCUAGCCAGGGCUGCAGCCUUCCUGCUCCCAGAAGUCUAGAACAGUGCUUCUCAAACUUGAUUGUGCCUACAAAUCACUGGCGAUCUUGUUAAAAUACGGCUUCUGAUUCUGUAGAUCUGGGGUGGGGGCUGAGAUCCUGCAUUUCUAGCAAGCUCCUAGGCCACUGGUCUGAGGACCACACUCUAAGCAGCAAGGCUGGAGCGUCCAGGGGUCACAUCGUCCCUGAAGCCAUCUCUGCCCGCCGUGGACCUCUGCCCUGGGGGUUCCCACCCACCUCUGCAGCCCCAAGGGCUCUCGAUUAUUCACCCCACCCCAGGGACCCCAGGCCUGGGAAGACUUUUUUUGCCUAGAAAAGCAUGUCGGUCGUGUGAUUGUUGCUUUCGCCAGAGAUGUAUAUAAUUGCCAAUCUGUAUUUCUUACCACACUGUUAUGAUGCAAUUCUAGCCAAAAAAAAAGAAUUUUUUUUUUUUUACCUUUUCCUUAAGCCCAGGGAGAGCAAAUACACGGUGAUUUCCAAUAGACUUCUGGAAAUAUGAACAGUGGUUUGAAGACCCCCCUGCCACUCUUAGAGACUGGCCCCUGUGAGUCCCCAUUUCCAGCCUCUGCACCUGAGCCCCACGCCUGACUUGGUUUCCAUCUCUUGGGCCAGCUCCAGUGAGUUGCCCCAUUCUUCUUCCUCAAAAUUCCCUUCCUACGGGAGACCAGGUGCUUCAACCUUUCGCUCCUAUCCCAUUUUUAAAGAUUCAGAGAAUAAACCAGGCCUCUUUCUUUUUCCCCUGAAGAAUAAAAUCCCUGCCCUGGCCUUAUAAACUCAUCAGCUGAGGUGACCAGACAGGGCUAGAAGAGCAUUUCCUUCCAUUCCCCAGAACUACCCGAGUGAGCUGCCACUGGGAUGCUGAUGGACCAAAGGCGGGACCUACACGAGGAAAGGGCUCAUCCUGGUCUUCCUCCUAACUGGGUGGUUGGAGGGUGACCAAAGACGCCGUCCUUUUCCCGUGUGUGGUCCCGCGUAGGGGUAUAAGUACAGACAUGCUGCCUCUGAGUGCGUGUGUACGUCAAGCUCCAAAAGGCUCUGGAAUGUGACUCUUAGUGAGAAUGUGGAAACACGGUUCUAAAUGUCUGCCAGGGGAGAUGCACAGUCCCUAAGUAAAGACCACCACUUCCCCAAAGAAGCCGCCCUUGGGGGUCUAUGCGUUG
Molecule: messenger RNA, 2417 nt
Organism: Diceros bicornis minor
Lineage: Eukaryota; Metazoa; Chordata; Mammalia; Perissodactyla; Rhinocerotidae
Gene: FAM107A
Product: family with sequence similarity 107 member A
Exons: 4
Coding region: 105-539 (144 amino acids)
Biological process (GO): actin filament polymerization; actin filament bundle assembly; regulation of actin cytoskeleton organization
Cellular component (GO): synapse; neuron projection; stress fiber
Source: RefSeq, a predicted model, not a curated record